AACUCACUCAGACUCGACGACGACGACGUCGACGUUGAUGAUCAACAACCACAACAGCAAAACCACAAUAAACACACUCCCAAUCCGGAAACCGCCACCGUUGACCCCAAAUCCUCAACCAAACCAGAACCCGACUCACAAUCCGAACCAUCCACUCCCACUGCACGGGGCGUCAAAGAAGACCUCUCCGAGCUCAAACAAACCAUCUCGCGCCGAUUAUGGGGCGUCGCUUCUUUCCUCGCCCCUCCCUCCGAUCCCGAACCAAAAUCCGAACCUCAGAUCUCGGAUCCCGAACGUGCUACCGAUGAGGACCUAAUUGCAGGGAUCCGAAGCGAUUUCGCCGAGAUAAGUGGAAGGUUCAGGAGCGGAAUCUCUAAGCUCUCUGAAAACAAGGCCGUGUCUGAGAUUACCAAAAUAGCCUCCAAUUUUCUCCAGCUUGGUUCUGAAGAGGAGCGCUCUCUCAGCGACUACAAUCUAAAUGGCGUCGUUGGAUUUAAUGAAGACGUAGUUUCAUUCGCCAGGAGCAUAGCCAUGCACCCCGAGACUUGGCUCGAUUUCCCUCUGCCCGAUGAUCCUGAAUCUGAUGAUUUUGAGUUAUCGGAUUUCCAACAAGAACAUGCUCUGGCUGUUGAACGGUUGGCACCAAGGUUAGCUGCUCUAAGAAUGGAACUUUGUCCUGGAUACAUGAGCGAUGGUUGCUUUUGGAAGAUAUACUUUGUACUCCUGCACCCUAGACUCGACAAAAAUGAUGCUGUCAUUUUAUCAACCCCACCAAUAAUGGAAGCCAGAGCAAUGUUAACUGAGGUGUUAGACAAAAGGAAAAAGAAAAAGCAAGAGCAAAACUUAUCUGCCGGCAGCAGUGUUCCAUCAGAAGAGGCUGAACACUUUCUUUUUGUGCCAACCAGUGCUCAACAGGAAUCCAAUCCUCAGCACAUGCCUGUUGUUGAAGCAGCCCCAUCUGCAGUUAUGUUUGAUGUCGAGAUGGAUAAACAUGUCCAAAUUAGCAAUGUUCCCACAGAAAAGGCAGAACAUGGUCUGUCUGUGCCAACCAGUUUUCAACAGGAAUCACAUCCUCUGCAAACAUCUGUUGUUGAAGCAGCCCCAUCUGUUGUGCUUGAUGCCAAGAUGGAUAAACAUCCUCCUGCCCAGAAUAGCACUGUUCAGUCCAAAGAAACCAAAAAGCACUUGCCAGUGCAUACCAGCGUUCAACAAGAAUCCCAACCUCUGCAGACAUCUGUUGUUGAAGCAGCCCCAUCUGCGGUUGUUUCUGAUGUCAAGAUGGAUAAUCCUGUCCAAAGCACUCAAGUUCAGGAUACCAAGAAAUCUAUGGUUAAAGAAGCUCCAGUGAAACCCUCUAUAGACCAAUCAUCAUCUAGUUCUGUAAAUAAAAUUUCUGAUGAGUUGGAUGAGGAUGAUGAUUGGUUGAAAGAGGAUGAUACUCCUGAAAUGGCUGGUCUCACUGGAACUUCAAACCCUACUGCAAAUGACGAUGAUGUCUCAUUUAGUGACCUUGAGGAGGAUGAUGUUUAAGGUUAUGUUCCCAUGAGUUAUAAACAAACUUGCAUCAAAUUCUGAUUCUUUAACAAAGGCACUGGAGACUGGAUUCAUUUAAGUGGUUCGCUCAACUCCGAUAAGUAUAUAUAAAUUAUGAAGAAUGCUGCUGGAAACGAAUGUUCCGAGCAUGCUAGAGCACUAAAAUCUUGAGAACAAGGAUCCUAGUGAGUGGCUUAAUGUUGAUGGCAUUCAUGUGACAUGAUUUGAUUCUCUUCUAUUUUGUGAAUAUCUGCAUAUAUUUAGUCUCUACAAUUCUGUGAUCAGCCUCUGGAAAGCUUAUUUGUGUAAAUAAAAGCUACUUUCUACCGGCCAUUGUUCUAUGUGUGGUUAUUAGUUUAUUACUGCUCUUUACACAUAUAACUCCUUUGCAUUGAUAUUGGAAGACGAAGUUAUUUGAGGUUAUAAAAUGCCUUCAACUUUUAUUUA
This is a messenger RNA of Arachis ipaensis, 1980 nucleotides long. RefSeq lists its product as uncharacterized. The record is from RefSeq and is a predicted model, not a curated record. NCBI's taxonomy places the organism in Eukaryota, Viridiplantae, Streptophyta, Magnoliopsida, Fabales, Fabaceae.